GGGCGGCGGGCGCGAUGGGAGGAGAGGGGAUCUGACGUCAGGUCGCGAGGUGCUUUCCAGCCGCGAGCUGUCAGGCGGGUGUCAGACCCGGCAGGUACGCGGCGCGCUCCCCCGGCGCCCCCCGCCCCGGCCGGGCUGUCCCGCACCCCGCCGAGGCCGCGUGGGCCGGAAAGCCGCCGGGGAAGGCUCCCCAGAGGUCCAGCCUAGCCCCUAGGCACCAUGUCGGACAGCGAUCUAGGUGAAGACGAAGGCCUUCUGUCUCUGGCCAGCAAGAGGAAGCGCAGGGGAAACCUGCCCAAGGAGUCGGUGAAGAUCCUCCGGGACUGGCUGUAUCUACACCGCUACAAUGCCUACCCCUCCGAGCAGGAGAAGCUGAGUCUCUCGGGACAGACCAACCUGUCAGUGCUGCAGAUCUGUAACUGGUUCAUCAAUGCCCGGCGUCGCCUUCUCCCAGACAUGCUUCGGAAGGAUGGCAAAGACCCCAAUCAGUUCACCAUCUCCCGCCGUGGGGGCAAAGCCUCUGAUGUGGCUCUCCCCAGGGGCGGCAGCCCCUCCUUGCUGGCCGUGUCUGUACCGGCCCCCUCCAACGUGCUCUCCUUGUCCGUCUGCUCCGUGCCGCUCCACUCAAGUCAGGGUGAAAAGCCAGCAGCCCCCUUCCCACAAGUGGAGCUGGAAUCCCCUAAGGCCCUGGUGACCCCUGGGAGCACACUCACCCUGCUGACUAGUGCUGAGGCUGGAAGCCCUACCGGUGGACUCUUCAAUACGCCGCCACCCACACCCCCAGAGCAGGACAAGGAAGACUUCAGCAGCUUCCAGUUGCUGGUGGAGGUGGCAUUGCAGAGGGCUGCUGAGAUGGAGCUUCAGAAGCAGCAGGAUCCAGCACCUCCAUUGCUGCACACUCCCCUUCCUCUAGUCUCGGAAAAUGCCAAGUAGGCGCCUGCUACCAGGUGGCUUGAGGUUCAGGCCAGCUGUCCCAGGUUCCUGGUUCACUUCCCUUUCAUACAGAGGGUUAUCUACGGAUCACUGCCAAGCAUCGGGAUCAUCUCUGUCCAGAGGUCCUCAGCAGAAAGACAGCAGCUGGUGUCGCUGCACUGUUACGGGGGCCUGUACUCUUGCUGACUGCAUUCCCUCAAGCUUCCUCUCUGAGGAGACCAAGGCGCCAGAGCCAGGUGUUGCUGCUGCUGCUUCUCCAGAGAGCCUUGGAUGUCUGCACUCCAGCCUGCUUUCCUCGGCAGGCUCUGGAAACUUGCCAAGUUCAGACUUGAGCUAGGUCCAACCUGCCCCUAAGCUGUGCCUCCUUCGGUCAGGCCAGGUGUGCACAUUCCAGCUUACUCAAAGGACAAAGGAAAAGGCCCAGCAGAUGUCACAGAACCGACUCCAGUUGAAUGUUUAGGUUUUUGCUAAGUUGUUUAUUUUCCUUUUGCUGUGGUUUGUGUUAAUGGCAGUAGGUAGCCCGGAAGCACGAGUGUGGGGAGAGAGCACCUUAUGCUAUGGAGCUUUAUAAACGGGGUGAUCUACCACCGCACUGGGGAUGAUUGUAUAAGGGACCAGCAAAAUCUCUGCAGCCGUGCUGAAUUCCAGCUGGAAGUGGUUGUUUGAUUUUUGGUUUGGAUUACUCUAUUGAAAAAAGACAGAAGAAAAAUACCUACAGGUGUUGGAUUAUUUGCACCAGGCACAGAAGGGGAUAAAAUCCAACUGAACCAGAUAGCCAUUUAGAUACAGCCGAGAUGGAUGAUAAGACUAGAGACGUACUUGUUUUUGCUGUUACUUUGGAGUGGUUAAGCUAGACUGAAACAGUUUGUUUUCUCUCUCUCCUUUGGGUAUUGUCUCCCCCUUCCCCUUUUUGUAGCCUGUUUGGAUUCAUUCAGGAGCUUGGUCAGAAGUCAGUAGCACCAGCAUCUCCUACUUGGGGAAGAGUGAGCCAUCUCCUUACUGGUCAGGAGGCUCUUCAGACAUGCCGCUUGUUCCACAAGCUGGAACCUUCGUGGGGGAAGGGGUUAGUGCGGCACAGGCCCAACACUGGGAGUUGCAUCUGUUUCAACUCCCUUCAAGUUGGAAUUGCAAGGGCCUGCCUAAAUUUCCUGGGGAAACUGAUCACACGUGGUUUUAAUUUCUCCCUUCCCCCCUUUCACUUUGCUGGGGGUUUUUUUGUUUGUUUUUUAGUUUUCAGCAACAGUAUACCCCAUCUUUAUAUAUCCUAAGAAACACUAAUCCUAGGUUUUUAUUAACCGAAAUAUUUGUGUUCUGAAUAAUCAGAAGAUUUGAGGAGUCCUGACUGUAAUUUCCUGAUGUUUACUAGGUUAUAAACAGAGAGGAGGCUCCUGGGUGAUCACUGACUUGGAGUGCCUGUCCCAGAGAAAGAUAUACCAUUAUACCAUUCUGGCCUUUCUAAGGAGCCCCCUGUCACUCUUACAGGCUUCCCUACCUCUCCUGAGUGGCUUAGCCCCAUCCCUUGCUGUGCAAGUGGGAACUGAGAGAUUUGCUCUCUGUAGGAGAUUGCCUUCCUAGGCUGGAUCUCCUGCUUCCCUCCAGGGGAUCCAGCACCCUCAUCCCCUAGAGGCACUGCUGGGGGGAUGAACAUGGCAGCUUCGUAGAAUUUGCUGUUUGCCCACUUCUACCCCAACUGUCUGUGAGCCUAGAUCCCCGGUGAUUGCUACAGGAUGCCUACAGUAGGGGUGACAUUGGGGUGAGUGGGAGUUUUCUCCUCUACAGUGCACUGAGCAGGAGAGGAGGGAGGGAGCCAUGCUGCUGACAUAUUCUGGCAUUCCCCCUCCUGGAAUACAAUGGGGCGUCUAAGGGGUGGGUCAGUCUCUGCAUAGGUUGCUUGUAAGAUAAAUCUGAGGUAUGGUUGUCCCAUUGAACAAUAUUUGAGCAAAAAACUACUGUAAAUAACUGGUUUUUGUCUUUUGUCAAAUAAAGUUGUUUGGUUUUAUUUUUAAAAGUCAAA
This is a messenger RNA of Peromyscus eremicus (cactus mouse), 2947 nucleotides long. RefSeq names its product TGFB induced factor homeobox 2 (gene Tgif2). The coding region runs from base 220 to 933 and encodes 237 amino acids. The record is from RefSeq and is a predicted model, not a curated record. The transcript has 3 exons. Lineage: Eukaryota; Metazoa; Chordata; Mammalia; Rodentia; Cricetidae. Gene Ontology annotation, molecular function: RNA polymerase II cis-regulatory region sequence-specific DNA binding; DNA-binding transcription factor activity, RNA polymerase II-specific. Gene Ontology annotation, biological process: regulation of transcription by RNA polymerase II.